AUGAAAGGAUCGAUUGGAACAGUUUCUUCUAUUGAUAAUAAUAUUCAAAAAUAUUAUUCUAAACUAUUUAAUGAUCAUGUGUUAUCGGUUGAAGAAAUAUUGAGGAAUCAUGUACUUUCACUGAAUGUUGAUAGUUGUGAAACAGAUGGAGAAAAUGCCUUUUUCGUUGCAGAUUUAGGAGUAAUUUAUCGUCAGCACAUUCGUUGGAAAGCUAAUUUACCACGUAUUGAACCUUACUAUGCUGUAAAGUGUAACCCGGAUCCUAUUCUUCUUAAAUUGCUGGCAGUUCUGGGAACGGGAUUUGAUUGUGCUAGUAAAUCAGAAAUUCAAACCAUUCUUGAUUUGGGAGUUGAUGAAUCACGAAUUAUAUACGCCAACCCAUGUAAACAAGCAUCAUUCAUUCGUUACGCGGCUCAACGUGAUAUUAGAAUGAUGACAUUUGAUAAUAUUGAUGAAAUUUAUAAAAUUAAAAGAUACUUUCCUAGUGCACUAUUGGUUAUUCGAAUUUGUGUGGAUGAUUCAAAAUCCAUUUGUAAAUUAAGUCCAAAAUUUGGUGCACCAUUGGAUACAACCGAAAUAUUAUUAGAAACCGCUAAAUCAUUAGGAAUGGAAGUUAUUGGUGUCAGUUUUCAUGUUGGUAGUGGAUGUUACGAAGAAAAUAUAUUUGUGGAUGCAGUAUAUCGAGCUAGAUAUGUAUUUGAUCAAGCUGAAAGAUUAGGAUAUAAUUUCCAUUUAUUAGAUGUUGGAGGAGGAUUUUCACCAGCAUUUGAUGAAAUUGGUAAAGAUAAUAUCACGUUUGAAAAAGUGGCUUCAUUACUUGGACCUGCGAUUGAUAAAUUAUUUCCAUCUGACGUUCGAGUAAUUGCUGAACCUGGACGUUAUUAUUCAGCAUCAGCUUUUACUAUAGCCACUCAUAUUAUUGCUAGAAGAACUACGCUACAUUAUAUUAACGACGGAGUUUAUGGAGCAUUUAAUUGUAUUCUUUUUGAUCAUCAAGUUGUUCAACCCAAAGUAUUAUGUAAAGGAGGUGAAUUCACAUUUGAACAAGAAAUUGAAGAACCCGAAUACUCUUGUAGCAUUUGGGGUCCAACAUGUGAUUCAAUAGAUUGUAUUACUAAAAAAGGAUAUUUACCGGAAUUGAUACCAGGUGAUUGGUUAUAUUUUGAAGAGAUGGGUGCUUACACAAUUUGUGCGGCUUCCCAAUUUAAUGGAUUUAAAAAAAGUAAUAUCAUUUACACCACCACCGAUUUACUUACUGAUUUUGCACUCACGCACCAUGCUAUUAGAUUCCACUUGAUAUUAAUUAUUAUUGAUUAA
This is a messenger RNA of Diversispora eburnea, 1317 nucleotides long. NCBI's taxonomy places the organism in Eukaryota, Fungi, Glomeromycota, Glomeromycetes, Diversisporales, Diversisporaceae. The record is from the annotation of a GenBank genome assembly.